AUUGGUUAACUAGUUAACCAGUCAGAAGUCAAGAAAAAUAGCUUGCUAAUUUACUUUGUUAUCACACCCACGCAUUUCAUCAAGACACAUCGAAUAGAAAAAAGGAUAAGGUGAGAGACUAUGAAGGACACACUGUUAAGGGCAUGGCUUAAGGCAGACAGACAACAAUUACAUAUUCUAGACAAUCGCGACGCGUGUUUUCUAACCAGCCUACAGUUUUCUUUUCUUUUUUUUCUAUUUGACCUUGUUAUGUUCUUACCCAAACUCUGCUAUUGUUGGGUUAUUAUUUUUUUUUUGAAAAUAUAGACAAACAUCCGUCAGAAGGGGGCCUUUUUAAAACACUGUUAGUAUGAUGACAUUUUAUUCAUUGUUGUUGUUCACAGUUAUGCUGCGUGACAUCGUUUGGAUAUAUGUCAUCUGAUAAAAAGUUAACUUUUUCAUUGAAACAUCUUUCCGUAUGAUAUUCCGUUGGUAUUGUGGACUUAUGUAAUGGCGUUUUCUCUUCCAAAUAAUCCAUACUUCAGCUCAGCACCAACUUCUUCUUCUUCUUUAUCAGAUGUAGCAGAAUUCAGGCAAAAUUUAGUCUCUAGGAUAUUUGGCAGACCUCAGGACUAUGAUCUUUCAUCACUUACACAAUCCCCCUCGCCUGAAUUACUACGUAGACCUGAUGUUUCAAAUUCACGGAAACCUUUAUGUGCACCUAAUAAUUUACUGAAUUCCCCUGGUUGGUUUCAGCAUGCACUGGCUUCCAGUCUUCAAAUGGGUCUACUAUCUCUGCCAAGAUAUAUGCUUAAAGAUAUUUGUUUACCACCGUUACCACCUCAUCCAUUGAAUAUGAGAUUACCCAGGACACCGAAUGUGUCUUCUGCACCUUAUGAACAAAUGCUAUCCGAUGUUAAACCAAAGAUUCCGAGUAAACCUCCUCCACUCCGUACAGAACAUUUCCGUUCUUCUUCUUCGUCAUGUUCUUCAUUAAAUGAUUGUGAAAGCAGCUUUCCUUCAUCGUACCACCGUCAACCAACCGUUCGACCGACAUUGAUGAAAAGGCAAACAGAACGGCCUAAAAUGAAUUGGUGUUCAAACAACAAUGCAUCGAAUCGUCCUGUCUCUGUUGAACCACAAGAUACUGGCACUUUAGUGCCUAGUCUUAUUGACGGUGAAGUAAUAAUGGGUUUUAAUGUUUGGGGUGAGAAACGUUUAUGUCUGCCACAUUUAUUUCGUUUUGUACUACACGAUGUUGACUUACAGAUUAUUGAUAAAGCGUGUACAAAACUACAAAUCGCGUGUACAACAUGUACACCAGCUCAAUUAAGUCUGUUACAUUCACGUCAAAUCCUUCCGCGUACAGUUGGCAGUUGUGGUCUUAUACGUAAAAGUGAUGCAGAAAGACUGACAAAGUAUAUUCGGCAUCAAAGUAUGUGUUUAGAAGGAGGAGGGGUGGGUAGUGAAGAAAAUCCCACCUUGUCAAAAUCUCCUGUGAAUGUACACACUAAAGAUGAAUAUGAAGGGAAUACUACUUGUAAAGAUCAAAUGAGACAAAUGAGUCCUGCUUCAUCAACGGAUACAACAAAGUCGACUAAUUCAUCACUGGGAAAUAAACAAGCAGCCUCGUCCUCAUUAUUAUUAUCAUCCUCAUCAGCAACAGAUCGUUUAGACUCGGGUCAAGAUGAAAAUCAACCAGAAUUUGGUUGUAAAGCUAUUGAAUCCAAUGUUAUACCUGUAAUUCAUGAAUGUUUUGGUCGUCAGUUAGGAUUAAUCUAUCCUGAUUUAUAUAAAGAACCUUAUUCAAAGUGUAUUAAAUGUGUUACUUGUUGUCGAUAUUUCUCACCGGAACAAUUUGUUGGACAUACGCACACUGUGACAGAAGUUGAUAAUUUAAAUCAUUGGGGUUUUGACUCGACAAAUUGGCGAUGUUAUCUACGAUUGUAUACAGGUCGACGAUUGAAUUUAAAUUCAACGCCAAUUCUUGCUAAUAUUAAUAGUGAACCUGAAGCUUCUGGUAAGACAAAUUCAAAAGAACCUGUAUUCACUGGAGACGCUCAUCGUCGUCUAGAAGAGUUCAAGAUUAAAUUUGCUCAACCGAUUAAACUACCUCCGUCAUUGAGUGCAGCUUUACGGAGUGUAGGAUUAUGCGCAUCUGUAGCACCAUUUUCUACUGGCAGCAAUGCUAUCAACACUCAACCAACAUCACAAGUUUCUGAAAAAAACGAGUCAAUCAAAGGUAGCACAACCACAACCACAUCAGCACCAGCACCACCACCACCACAACACUCACAACACCAACAACAACAGCAACAAGGUGUACCGAUGCGAUCAAAUAAACUGAAUGAUCAAACCUUAUCAACAAAUACUACGGUGAAUUCCACUGUCAAUCCAUCUCCACCAUGUAAUGUAAUGUUGCCUCAGUUAACAUUACGUCGUCUUUGGGCACCGAAUGAUGGACGGAUUAAACUUCCACCUCCGCCAAAGUUGUUAACAAACAGUGAAAUAAAAUUACUUCCUGAAAAGUUUCAAACAGGACCUCCAUUGUUAUUGCAUUCACAUCGAGUUGUCACUCAAGAUGCUGCACAUCAUUAUGAUCGUGAUUUUAUACCUAAUGUCUGUUUAAAACCCUUCAAAAGUACUACAAAUGAUUGUCAAAAGUUACUUAGACCAUCAUCAAGUCGUAAACGUCGACAUAGACGACAACAUCAUCAACAACAACAACAUUCACCACCACCACCAUCAACAACAACAGCAUAUUAUAAACAACAAAAUGAUGAAUAUCAUGAUUCCACUCGAAACUCGACGAGAUCACGUUCAUCCAGUGAAGAGUAUAGUUCAGGUUCAAGAAGUAGUCGUACACGAAGUUCUAGUACAGAUAGUACAACUAGUAGUCGAUGUAGUUGUGAUAAAUCUUCUAUUCGACAGAUGAAUUCAUCAAGAUUACAUCAUCAUAAUCAUCAUCGCCAUCAUUGGAUAACAGAGGAUCAAAAUAAAUCCUUAUCACCUGAUCCUAAUCAUCGAAAUAAUUCAAUUCAUGAAAUUUCUAAUUCUAACAAUUUAUAUGAUACGAAGUAUGCUAAGCGAAAUUUCUCCUAUACAUCUUCUAUGCCAUGUACACAUCGAUUACGUAAGACACGUUCACUUAGUCGAAUGAUGAAUAAGUGUAAUCAACGCAGAAGAAGGACAUCUUCAUGUCCUGGAGUGUUCCUUGCCACUACUUCCACUACUACUAAUACUAAUACUAGACAGGUGAAUAGUAUGAAUGCUCUUCAGUGUUCAAAUGAUAGGCAUAAUAAACGAAAGUUGUCUAAUUCAAUAUCAGCUUUUCAAACAUGUCGAAAAAAGGCGAACACCUGUCAAAUUGAUCGCAAUGGAAUGAAACAACGGUCUAAAGCAAUGGCAGCUGCACGUGCUGCACAAGGUGCAGCUAGUCGAACAGGUCCAGGAUUAUGGGCUAGACAUUUUGUUAAUUUACGAAAUUCUGAUGAAGAUUCUAUGAAAUUGCCCAACGCUAGACGAUCUGUAUCUCAAACAUCCGAUGCACAGAAUAAUUGUUAUAAUCCAAUGAAUACUACACCAGUCUUAGUGACAAAUCCAAUGAAGAAUAGUUUACCAGCGGCAGUUUUAGCUUUAGAAGCAAUCUGGGCAGAUCUAGUACGACUUAUCAAUGAGUAUACAAUUGCUAUUGAAUCAAGAUGCGGUGUAGAUACAGCACGUCAACGAUUAUUUGAACAAUUUAUAUCGAUGCAAACAUGUUAUGCAACGCAUAUAGCUGCUUUAAUGGAUGAAAAUCAAAAACUUCAUGAGAAGCUUACACAAGCUCAAAGUCAAUUAUUACUCUGUCAACCACAAUUACAAUCUUUCAUGAAUUAUAAUAAUAAUAAUAAUAAUAAUAGUAAUAACAGUAAUGCUGUAUCAUCAUCGUCGUUACUACCGGUUUCAUCGUCAACUAUGCAGACGCCAGCAUCAGUGCCGAUGUCAGCAUUGGCGACAACAGUAACAGCUACUGCUGCAACACCAUCUACAUCCGCGUCGAUGGCAUCCAUCUCAAAUCUUAAAUCAUUUCAACCUCCUCAUCAUCAGCAGCAGCAGCACCAACAGCAGCAAUAUCAUUUUGAUUGUAAAUCAGACAGUGCAUACACGUUCAACAGGUCAGAUGAAACAGGGAAUGCUGUUAUGUCACAUACUAGUAAUAAUAAUAAUAUUCAAAAUAUCAAUAUCAACAAUAACUUAACCCACUUUCCACGAAAUGAAUUUUCAUCUUUGGCUAACACUGACGCAAUACGAAAUGUAUCUUGUGUUAACAAACUGAAGCCAAUGAGUACAUCAGACGAGAUUCAGUCAAAGACUGUUAUGACAAGCAAUACUCCUUCUACUGCUGUUUCUGUUCCUGCUUCCGCUCCUCCUCCCCAGCCUCCUAUCUCCGCUUAUUCACUUCAUAAGCAUGCUUCCACUUCAAAUGAUUAUCCAACUGGAGGUUUACAUUCCUCGUCUAGAUCCUUGUCAACAACAUCCUCGUCAAGGCUGUUAUCACUAUCAUCAAGUUUAAAACGUAAAAAUGAUUCAUUAGAUGAUGAUGAUGAUUUCGACUUUGAAACGCAUCGUUCCACAUCAACUUUAUCAUCUUUGUCUAAUAAUAAUAAUAAUGUACAAGAACGUUUAGAGGCAAAUAAUAAUUAUCCAGACAUAUUACAGGCAACGACGACGACUCCUACUACUAUUACUGCUACUGGUGCUAGUACCUGUGAAAGUCGUGAAAGUCCUUCAGAAGGAGGUGGAGGAGGAGAAGGACAUAGUCAAAGUUCUUCUACUCCAACAGCCUCUGAAACUGAUGGUUUCCCUCGAGAUCCUGGAGAAGAAGAUGAGGAUGAUGCUCCAAAUCCAUGUGUAGGCGAAGCAACUGAUUCAAGCGUCUGGUUAAAAUCUUCUUUGACAACAAUUGACAAAUCUUCAACUUCAUGGGAAUUAUCACAUCAGAAUAAUAUUGGUAGAAGUUAUGAUGGUACAACAGCUAAAUUUAUUCCUCAACUUCAUGAUUCACCAAUGAUGGUGGUGGGGAAUACAACAACAAUGCCGAAAAAUCAUACAAUUUAUACGCAUCAACCUAAAAAACGACGUACACUAAACAUCCAUCUGUCCGCCACUGCUGCUGUCGCCUCGGCUGAGGCUGUGGCUGCCACUUCUACACCUAAUAUUAACAAUAAUAAUAAUGGUAACAUAUAAAAAUUCCUCUCUUACAAAUUAUAUUUCCUCAAUUGUUAGUGAGCCUGUGUGUAUUGUAUAGGCUUCCUAUGCGAAUCAAUAUCUGGAGACGCACAAACAUGGACACACAUACACUACCCCAUUAAAAUAGUAAUAAUAAUAGUAUAUGUUUAUAACAGAGAAGAAUAUAGCAGUCGUCAUGACAACAAUAUAUAUAUAUAUAUAUAAAUAUACGUCUGUAUACAGGUUCAUACAGGUUCACCCGCAGUAAAUCCCCCUGUACUCCAUCCAACUGAUGAUUUCCUCCUAUUACAUGUGUCGAGUUCAGUUUUAUCUUAGAAUUAUAUAUACCAACCAUUACUAGUUAUUAUUAUUGUUAUUAUUAUUAUUACUAGCAUUACUAUUAUUAUUAUCACUAUUAUCAUUAUUAUUCCUAUUAGUAAAACUAUUAUUAUACCAUACUUUUGUUUGAUUUCACUAUACCUUUGAUAAUAAUAAUUAUAAUAAUGUUAAUAAUGACGCACAUACAAGGCCCGAUAAAACUGCCUAGUAGCCAGAAUUCAACUACUCCGUUUAUACUCUCUCUUCUAUUAUUUCCUGUUGUCGUUUUAUUGUCGUCAGAAGAGGAAGUGUGCGUCGUGCGUGCGUGUGUGUGUUGUAUAUACAUGUGUGCUAUCCUUUAUGUAAAUUAGAUUCUCUAAGAGUAAAAAUACACCCCACCACUCACCCCCUGGCUACUGAAUUUUCAUUUAUCGCUCCCUUUUCUGUCGUCAUUUUCCUUGUCUACUGUGAUUUUUUCCCAUUUUAAUGUGAUGUACUAAAGUGUAUUCGUCCGUAUGUAUGUGUGCGUGUGUGUGAAUAAAGCAAAAUUAAAAAUAAACUGGUUACUUGUCCGUGUAUAACUGAAUCCCAUCUGUCCCCGUCCCCAAUUGAAUCAGGUACCCCCCCCCUAAAAGCAAAAAAACAGAAACCUUCCAACAUCCCGUCGCCACAUGCACGCACAACUCUUACUCUCUUCAAGUUUUGAAGAACAGAACAUCAAAAGAUCUAAAUGGGUCUGUGCGUGUGUAUAGCGUGUAUGCGCGUGCAAUACACCCACCUUUCUUCCUCGACUUUUGGGUUAUCUUAGCGGUCAAAUCCUUCAUUUCAGCUUGAGAUUCACGCACACACAAACACACACAUGAAUGAAAACGCACCCAGAGGAACUUAUCUCUAUUAUACUAUUAUUGUUACCGUGCAUUUUGUUUGUAAACUCCACGUCCCCAUCCUCACCCCCUUCGGAUAUGGAUUGCUUUAUUCUUUUUUUAACUCCGAUUAUCUACGCUACACUAAAAGUUGACCUUUGACACACACUGCUUCCUACUACUACUACGACUACUACUAAAACUACCUACCUACCUAGCUACCUAGCUAGCUAGCCAUUAUGAAUAUCAUACUUUGUCAUAGUUAUGAUUUAUAUAUAUAUAUACAUAUUUGGUGUAAGUUUAUUGAUUUUCUAUUGAUUCCUACCUACUCUUUUUAAACAACAUCAUUGACUGUCUGACGACCACAUUUAUCAUCUCUGUGCAUUUUUUUGUUUUUUUAUUUCAUCAGCUUCUUCUUUAUUCGUUACACUUUUAUGAUUAGUGUUAUUACCAUUACUACUAUUAUUAUUAUUAUCAUUAUUAUUAUUAUUACGUAACGAUUAUUGUAUUUCUCUCUUUUUCAACCUGUAUGCAAGUAUAUUAGUGUGUGUGUGUGGGCGUGCGUAGGUGUGUAUGUGUGUGUGUGUAUCAUGUGUUUAUCUAAUAUGUAACAAAUUUGUCCUGUUCUACUUUUGGCUACUUAUGUUUGUUUGUGUGUGUGGCUAUCUGUGCGUAUCUCCACGUCUUUUGGCUUGUUCCCCUCAAAAUUUGAUACCAUUCUCUACACAUCCUCUUCAUUCUGCUCAGUCCCCAUCUUCUGGAACCUGAAGUUGUGUAAGACAGCUAUGCACCAUCAUACAUAGACACUGACGCAGGUACCUAUGGUUCUUUUGCGUUCAUUUCCAUACUAGCAUCCAUAUUUUGGGUCUUAUUUCCCCCCCCCCCUCUCUGUUUAUGCGUGUGUGUUUCAUUCAUAAUGACUGUGUGUGUGGACAUUGCGCCGACAAACAGCUGUUCUUCAUCACUAUCCCUAUUAUUAUUAUGAUUAUUAUUACUGAUUGUCAAUAUUAACACCCGUGUGUAGAUGUUAUUUUCAAAUAUUACCAUUAUUAUUAUUAUAUCAUCAUUAUCAGGGGUUUCUAGUUCGAUUCUAUUUUAUUAUUCUUAUUACUGUCGUUGUGUUUAUUAUGUAUAAUGUCCUCCUCCUUUCUGGUUUGUUUUCUUGUUCUUUUCUGUCUGACUGUAAAUUUAUUUUUGGAUACACACAAACAUAGACGUUGUUUUAUUUUGUCUCUAUGAUGGUAUAUAUUAUUGCUAGUACUAAUCAUUAUAACAAUAAUAAUAUUAACAAUAACAACACUCAACACUGCUGUCUAUUACUUAAUUAUUAUUAUCAUUAUUAUUAUAAUUAAUCAAUAAUAAUUUAAUUGAUUAAUGACUUUGCAUACUGUGAACCCUAGUGAUGAUUACUAUCCACUUCGGUUUUAACCAAGUGUUUACUUUACUCGGCGCCUCCUUUAACCCCUGCCCGCCCGUCUUUAACAUCCCUUCUUGCCCUUCGAUGAUGAUGAUUGGUUAAUUGGUUAAGAUGUAUCCCUCUUACUUUUACUUUUACUCAUAAUAGCUACCUACCUACCUACCUACUUCCUUACUUACUUACUUACUAUUGUUAGAGUUUAUAUUAGUAAAUCUCCUCUUUCCACAAUGUUAUUGUUACUUUCCUCUAACGUUACUACCUAUUCCCCACCCACCCACUUAUGCACGCACGCACGCACUCAGACACACACAACCAACUCUUAGUUGCUAUGGUGUUUCUCAGUUAUAUAGUUCCUUCCUUCAUUUUUGGUUAUCAAUAUUUGACUGUUCUCUUUUUUCUUGUUGUUGUUAAUGUUGUUGUUUUGUCGUUUUCACCGCCGUCACCGUCGUUGUCCUAGUCGGUGUUGUCGUCAGCAGCCGAAGCAGAAUCAGUAAUACUAAUAAUAAUACCAAUAUAUUUUGUGAGCGAUACAAUACGUUGAAUUCUUAAGAAUAUUAAUAUUUAGAAAAAAAACGAAAAAUGAAAUUGUCUUGUUUGCAAAUAUAUACAUAUAUAUAGAUAUUUUUUAAAAGAUUCAAUGACUUGACUGUAUUUCUGUCCUGUAACUGUUACACUGACGCGAAAAACGCACAUCAACACACACACGCACAAAAACACACAGAAAUACAGACUGACGUACAUACAUACAACAAUAUAUUUGUCCCCGUUUUCAAUUCUAUUUAUUUGACUGGUUUCAUAUAUUGAUUGAUCUAUUGAUUGAUACAUUCAUUCACUCAGUUAGUCAGUCAGUUAUUGAUUUUGUUAUUGAUAAAUCGAUUUAUUGAUGAUGAUGAUAACAGUAGGUUGACGGUUCACUCGAUAUGAAGAUAUACAUACAUCUGUAUAAUAUUGAGACUCAAGUAGGCGAAUGUAUACGCGUUCAGUUGUGCACAACACAUACAUACACACGCACAUACACACACACACACACAAAGAGAGACACGUAGACACUAUUCAUUAUGAUUCUGAUCAAUUAACACAGAGAAACCAAGUUUUUGUAAAAUUCCCGUUACUAUACAUAUAUAUAUAUACACUCAAAUAUAAAUAUGUUGCUUGCUUGUGUUUUUUUUUUGUGGACUGUAUUCACAAUUUCUUUAAAUGUUUCUCCUGACUUAUUCUCUUCCUCUUCCUACUCCACCUCCUGCUCCUGCUCCAUUUUGGUUCUCUUUUCCUCCUCUCUUUUGUUUUCCAGAUUUUAAUGAUUUAAAUAUAAAUAAACAAAUCAAUAAGUUAAUAAAUAAAUAUAUUGAUAAAUAAAUUAUAC
This is a messenger RNA of Trichobilharzia szidati, 9151 nucleotides long. Lineage: Eukaryota; Metazoa; Platyhelminthes; Trematoda; Strigeidida; Schistosomatidae. The record is from the annotation of a GenBank genome assembly.